Messenger RNA from Fraxinus pennsylvanica, 363 nucleotides. NCBI's taxonomy places the organism in Eukaryota, Viridiplantae, Streptophyta, Magnoliopsida, Lamiales, Oleaceae. The record is from the annotation of a GenBank genome assembly.
AUGAAAAGCUUUAGUGCCUCAUAUAUAGCAAUGGUGGUAGUUCAAAUUGCAUAUGGUGGAUCAAAUAUUAUCAUGAAACUAGCCCUUCAGAAAGGACUUAAUCCGAUUGUUUUUGUGGUUUAUCGCCACUUAAUAGCUAUUCUUGUUUUAAGCCCUUUUGCAUAUAUUUUUGAAAGGAAAUCACGACCAUCUCUGUCAUUUCGUAUGGCAAUGAAGAUAUUCUUGCUUUCAUCCAUGGGGACGACAGUCCAUCUAAAUCUCUACUACAUUGGUCUUGAAUAUACCUCCCCAACGGUAGCAAGCGCCUUGAGUAAUGUCAUUCCCAGUCUGACCACUCUCAUAGCUAAUUGUUCUUGGGUAUAG